Messenger RNA from Owenia fusiformis, 1169 nucleotides. The record is from the annotation of a GenBank genome assembly. NCBI's taxonomy places the organism in Eukaryota, Metazoa, Annelida, Polychaeta, Sabellida, Oweniidae.
UAUUCUUGAAAUUUACAUAACUUUAAAAAACAUGAAAAGUUCUAUCAAAGAUGAAAAUGCAUGUCUCGGAUCAAUACAAAUAUACAUGUGCUGAAAAUAUGAUUUCUCAUAUGAUCUUUUUGUAGGAAUUUAGAUUCGAACUUGAAAUGUUGAACAUUUCUCUCAAGGGUGUUAUGUUAGGACUAUUGUAGAAGAGUCGGAGUGCGACUUGGAUACCUCUAGUUACCAGUCAUUGAAGUAAAAGUUCAAUUCAUGUUCUGAUUUUAGACAUUAACUGGAUUAUUCACAUCUGUACAUGUACAGUAAUUGGAGAACUUUACCAAAGUAAAUACAGACACGGUUAUAGGAUCUAGACUGACUAUGAGACAUUGAGACUUUACAAAUCAAGAUAACAGCUGAAUUUAUAAAGACUGGACAUAUCAUCAAGAAAAAUGAAUCGACUCCCUCGACAUCAUGUGGAGUGGCACUGCCACUCCAGCCCCACCCCUAGGAUCUCAGCCUGACCCCCAGGGAACCAGCCAAAAUCGCAAAGACUUAAGUGGUAACCUUCUAGAAAUUUUCCACGCAAAGAGCUGGGUCUCUGAUAUAGAUUCAGACUCUGAUAGUCAAAUUGAUCCUUCAACGAAACACAAAGUUAAGAAAUCAAGAAAAAAUCAUAAGAAAGAUCCAGAGAGUGGUCUUGAAUCAAAAGAAAAUAAAGUUGAAUACCCCCCUUAUGUAAGACUACAAAGACGUCCUACUGUUGACUCCAACGCUUGCAUAGAUUCGAAUCUAGAAACUGCUGUUAAUGUACUUAACAGUCAAAAAGACAACACUGGAGAUCUAGAAACUAAAAGCAAGCCAACGGAUACAACCAAAAAUUCAGAGGAAUUUGAAAAUCAAAAGCGUGACUUGUUUCUCAAGCUCCUAAGAGGUGAAACAGAAGAUGGUAACCAACCUACACAAGGCUCUGUAGAUGACCUAGCAGUUAGCGAUAAUAAUCUAGAAUAUUCAGAAAGAGAAAAAGAAAGAGAUAAUUCGGAAGCAGAACAAUUAGAAAGUGAUAAUUUAGGAAAAGACCAAUUAGAAAGAGAUAAUUCAGAAAAAGACCAAUUAGAAAGAGAUAAUUCAGGAAUAGACCAAUUAGAAAGAGAUUAUUCAGGAAAAGACCAAUUAGAAAGAGAUAAUUC